Molecule: messenger RNA, 784 nt
Organism: Chondrus crispus (carragheen)
Lineage: Eukaryota; Rhodophyta; Florideophyceae; Gigartinales; Gigartinaceae
Exons: 4
Coding region: 67-444 (125 amino acids)
Source: RefSeq, a predicted model, not a curated record
AGAGUCCACGCCGCUCCAAACCCGCAUCCCGCCCCUCCCGCCGAAACGCAGCGUCAACCACGCAACAUGAGCACGUCGAGUAAGCCGAAGAGCCGAGCACCGGCGCACCCGAACACGCGAGCGUUCAAGCACAACAAGAACUCGCGGCUGACGCGGCGGAUAGCGCUGGUGGGGACGGACGGGCUGUGCAAGAAGUGUGCGGACAAGAUCGAGUGGCGCAAGAAGUAUCGCAAAUAUAAACCGCUGUCGGUGCCGAAAAAGUGCAACGUUUGUCUGGAGAAGAGGAUUAAGGCGGCGUAUCGCUCCCUCUGCGCCGCAUGCGCUGAAGCCGCUGGGAAGUGCCCCGGAUGCGCGGAGAGCGCGGUGGAGGGGGAUGGAGAAGAUGAAGCAGGGGCCAAGCAGCGGGCUACGUCGUCUGGUCACGAUGCUGGUGGAAGCGCGUAAGAGCGAAUGCGGCGGUUAAUAGUUGGCCGCGGACGGGCUUGGCGACCAUUCGUACGUGGCUCGAAUGUGUUUACGGGCGAGUGCAUGGGCAUUGCGAAGGCGGCGUGAGGGCGGGGCGGAGCGUGUUUGUUGACGCGUCGCGUGUGUUCAGGGGCAAAAGAAAGGUUGAACAAAUCGUAUCAUACCGUAAUCUGAGGAGGUUUUUCUACGAGGCAAGUCGGAGGAGUUACAAAUUUUCAGGGGGCCUGUCGACGUCCGCGUUGACUUGAAAUGCUCUUCUUUUGUACACUGAUCCCCCUCAAGAAGCCUUUUGCUCAGGAGCUCGUCUCUUUAUCUAGCA